Messenger RNA from Pecten maximus, 2672 nucleotides. RefSeq names its product sex peptide receptor-like. Gene Ontology annotation, cellular component: membrane. Gene Ontology annotation, biological process: G protein-coupled receptor signaling pathway. The coding region runs from base 1259 to 2383 and encodes 374 amino acids. The transcript has a single exon. Gene Ontology annotation, molecular function: G protein-coupled peptide receptor activity. NCBI's taxonomy places the organism in Eukaryota, Metazoa, Mollusca, Bivalvia, Pectinida, Pectinidae. The record is from RefSeq and is a predicted model, not a curated record.
AGGCAGCAAGUCUAUGGGUGCAGCUUAUGUGUCAUCUCGACAAUUCCACAGUAACACGCGGGCCAGGACUAGCCAGGAGUGACAUUUAAAGUCGACCAUUCAACGGUAAUAUGCGGACUAGGACUAGCCAGGUGUGACAUUUAAAGUCGACCAUUCUACAGUAAUCUGCGGACUAGGGUUAGCCAGGAGUGACAUUUAAAGCUGUAUGCUUAGAGUUGCAUCUCAGUUGCUUGUUCCGGAAAUAUUUCAGGAUUCUUUCGCCAUUGGAUAUUUUUUAAAACAAAUUUAUAGUUUUGUAUUGGUUGUACACGAUUGCUUUAAGUGCAGCAGGGAGACCAUUAUUAUACAUCAGUUGAUACGGGAAAGAAAUCGCACCGAUUUUAAAGGCCAUGUUUGGUCGGGUGCUAGAAAAAAAUCUCUUCACCAUUUCGACAAAACCAUAUCAACAGGCUCAAACAAUCUCGUUCAAUACUUUCACGAAAUUGAUAUCUUCGUUCCAUGCUGUGUUUAAUGAUGCAAAAAGAAACCAUCGGUCCUAGUAGUGAAGAAUAUAUUGUGUGUACCACAGUUUUUGGCAGUGAGUUGUAGCCAUGGUGACCGAAUGAUUGAAGCCGUUGUUUCGCAGUGUCUAGGUACCAGCGCCUGAUAGUUCUUUACAACAUACACAUUAUAUAAAGUCACUAACACUAACACGUCAUUAUCUAAAUCGCCUCGUAAGAUUGAUGACGAGGGCGAUAUGUAGACGGCCGAAUUGGCAGUGGCGGAGAAAUAAACGACACCGUUUUUGGGACGGUAAUUUCCGGACAUUUUAACAUGUGUCUUAUGUGUUCUCAGAGCGCUUAUAAAAUUACACAAAUCUAAUAUAUAAAAUAGAAGUGUGUUUUAUAGAAAUUCCGGAUUGGGUGAUUUUGUUGUUCUACCUCGCAAUGACCAUAACUAGAUGGGAAAGGAUACGAGUAAGUCUAACAUACAUUCAUUGUACUUGUGUUGGACUCCAGCCAUCUUAUCUGGACAUUGUACCAUUGUACCCGUGUUCUAGACAACUAAUCCCUGCAAUAAUGGACUGAUUACAUUACACGCGCAUGUGAUGCCGAACGCUCGUAUUUAUGGAACGGGUUCCUUCAUCUGGCCGACAGCUCCGUACAAUCUAGUUUAAUUUGAAAUAACCGGAGGAUCGGGACAUGAUCUAUGGUUUACGCCUGACAACACUCUGUGAUCGUAAUACGUGUUAUUACGUUUUAGUUUUGCCAAGGAAAUCAUGAUGUAUAUGAAUUCGACAAACGAGACCUUUCUGGAGAAUUCGCUGAACUGCCUGCCGAUAUUGUACCCGUAUUGGUUCCCAAUGUACGGUGUACUCUGCCCCCUAUUGGCUUGUACAACUCUUUGUACAAACAUCCUCGUCAUCAUUGUCUUUACGAUGAACCGGAUGCGCUCCCCGACAACCAUCCUUCUCACGGCUCUCGCUGUCAGCGAUAUUUUGGCAGCAAUGGUCAUCACGCCAAUGUACGUAUACUUCUACAGUAUGGGGAACGUAUUGAACUAUCAAGGGGGACUACCAUAUCCACUUUGUAUUUAUCACAGUAUGGCUUACAAAAUUACCGCCGUUUUCCACGCGGUGUCAAUAUGGUUGACAGUUGUACUCGGCAUUCAGAGGUUCAUUGUUGUCGCCUUUCCAAUUCCCGGCAGACGGCUCUGUUCAAAGAAAAACUCCGUUUUAGUUAUAAUUCUAGUAUAUAUCUUAGUCCUUGGUGUCUACUCAUUGUGGUUUUUGGAAGAUCGGUUUGAGGAGAGGACCCGGAUUGACGAGAGCGGUUUGGUGGCUCCUUAUUGUUUAUGUUACCAAGAGGAAGUCAUCAUGUUUGAUUAUAGUAUGGAAAAGGUUAUGAAAUUCAUCCGCCUCGUUUUCGGACAGUUCUGUCCAUGUGUGAUAUUGGUGUGCGCGACUAUAGCAUUGGUUCAGAAACUGAUUGUGGAAUCCCACCGGAUACUGGACUUACACAGAGAAGAGGACAACGAAAGGGAGAGAACUGACUUCCGGUUGAUUCGUAGAACUACGGUAAUGGUGAUUCUGAUCGUUAUAACGUUUUGUCUGGUAGAGAUACCACUGAGUAUAGUGUUUCUCAUAGAUGUAUGUGACAUACAAAUCAUUCAACUCGAUGCGAAACUGGAAAUAGCGGUGAUAUCCAACUUCUGUUUAUUUAUAACAUACCAGGUGAAUUUCUGGAUUUACGUAUCCCUUAGUAGACAUUUUAGAAACAAUUUAAAGAGGCUUUUUCACAUUGGUGACAGUUCGUUAAACCAAAACGGUUUUCCAUCUUUGAAUUAUAAAUCCUACUAUUCACCACGCAUUCUCCACAGUAGGCGUGUGUCCACGUUCCACUGAUGUCUAAAGCACCACUUGUAAGAGUUUUUUUUUAAUUUGUUUGAUUAAUCAACUGUAUGUGACAUUUCCAUAAUCAUAGGAUAACUAUUAUUACCAUAUAAUAACUGUUAUUAUCAUAGAAUAACUAUUAUUAUCUUAGAAUAACUAUCAUUGUCAUAGGAUAACUAUUAUUAUCAUAGGAUCAUUAUCAUAGGGUACCUAUCAUUAUCAUAGGAUAACUUGUUAAAAUAUUAAUUUCUUAAUUGCAAUAUCAUUACUUUUAUUCUAAUAGCUUCGUAGAAUGUUAACU